Molecule: messenger RNA, 2259 nt
Organism: Alternaria arborescens
Lineage: Eukaryota; Fungi; Ascomycota; Dothideomycetes; Pleosporales; Pleosporaceae
Exons: 3
Coding region: 1-2259 (752 amino acids)
Molecular function (GO): ATP binding; ATP-dependent chromatin remodeler activity
Source: RefSeq, a predicted model, not a curated record
AUGAACCGUAAGAAACGCGCAAAGGACGUUGAGCUGGACGAUGCGACUACGGCAGCGAUUGCGAGACUAAACGCACUGUCGUUUGAAGCCGCUGACCCGCUCAGCCCACCAGCUCACUUUCUAGAGUACAUAAAGCCGGGGCUCUUUAUGAAAGGCAGACCGAAUGAGUAUGUACCCGAAAACAAGGACCACGAAACUAGUGACGAGGAGCAAGAGAGCCUGUCGGACGAGGAUCCGGAUGGUCUGGAUGAAGUAGUCGACCAGAACUGGUUAGAAUUGGGAGAUAACGACAGAGUCCACAUCAGCGUCUACCUCGGACAAGAAUGGGUUGAGGCGAUCGAAGCCCUAGACGCCAUCGAGCCGGUCGAGAUACCCGGCCUCCGCCCAACACCGCAUCCAUGGCAAAAGAAAGGAGCCGCUCAAGGCCAUUGGCUUUGCGAGCAACCUGACUUUAAGAUCUUCUUCUGUGGCGACGAAAUGGGAUUGGGGAAGACACUGAUGGCAGUAAUGAUGAUCAAGUUGGCACAACCAAAGCCAGGCUUCUGUAUUGUCAUCGCGCCCAAGACAGUUGGUCAGCAAUGGCAAGAAGAGUGCGUGGGGGCAUUCGAACAACAAGAGGCACUACGAGUGAUCCGAGUGGUGAACCGCAACAUGUCGGCUCAUGAGCUCUACGCCAGACGUCCGGACGUAAUAAUAGUAUCAUACGAGUUUGUAGAAGCGACACAUCGCCGAAUGCAAGCCGCUCAUGCCGAGGAUCCAGCACGUCGCUCGACGUCGCUCUUCCAUACAGACUUCUGGGAUCUCCAGGGUUACCCGAUAAAACGCUUGAUUCUGGAUGAGGCUCAUCGUAUCAAUAACACGAAAUCGAAGCGAUAUAUGUCGGUCAGAGCUAUACCAGCCAAAGCCACAAUAAUGCUCUCGGGGACAUUUCCACAUAAUAGGUGGAAUGGGUGGGGUGGCCCAGUGUCCUUUGCGAAGAACCAACCUCUCACCGAUAUUUCAUCUUUCAACAGAGUGUUUGGAAGUUGGGACUAUGACAACAAGCUAGAACCUGAGCCGGUGCUCCCGAGAAUCAAGUUGUUGCAGCGAUAUCUUAUGAGAUUUACUGUUGCAAGGCCAGCCGACGUCCUCAAGCUCCCUGGAAUCAAUCACUACAAAUCUACGUUUAAGCUAAACUCAGACGACGAAGCUUCGAGCGAAGAUCACUUUUUGAAAUACAUGCAAGCCCAGCAGUAUGAAAAAGACAGGCAUGUCAAGAAGUUGAAAGAGAAAAUGAGAAAGAAGGGCAAAAAGAGCGGCAAGGUUAAAGGAAUCGAGGGACAUGAUUCGGGGAAGAAGGAAGAUUCCUUGAAGGUGCUGAUACACGCGAUCAGAUCGCAACAAGCUUCCAUCCAUGCUCUGCUCCUGGAUACACGAUUCCAAACUAGGAAGAAUGCCUCGGGCUUCGUCCUUGAAGAUUGUGAACUGGAAAGCGACGAAGAAAGUGAAGACGGGUAUGUCCCCAGCAGCAGUGACGACUCAGAUUCAUCGUCAUCGAACCAAAGUGAUGACGAAGACCAAGACCAGGGCAAAGCAACGACCAUGCCUAUAUUGAGUCAGAGCGACAUGGACGCUCUCCACGCGACACUCACCGGCGACAACUCGGAGUUGGAGCGAGACUCGAGAAAGCGCUGGCUCAACCACAUCGCAUCUGAUCCUGAAGUCGUGUUCAAAUCCGCACGCUUAACACGCGUGCUAGACCUAUAUGAACAGUUACGCAGAGACCACCCGGACCGAAAGAUCGUCAUCUCGUCCCAAUACCUAAGGUUUUUGGACAUGAUCAAGUCUGGCCUCCGCCAAGUGCAUGGAAUCGACGGCUUCGAAUACAACGGCGUCAUAGCAGAUGCAGUAAGACAGAAGAACCUGGAGACAUUCAGGGACAGCAGCACAAGCUGCUCGCAGCCUCUGUAUCUUUCAGGAAAAGCUGGUGGCGAGGGUAUCAAUAUCCCCGAAGCAUCGAUACUCAUCCAGACUGAAGUGUGGUGGAACAGGAACGCGGAACUCCAGCUCUACUCUCGUCUACUCCGCCAAGGACAACAACACAAGGUCAUCAUCAUCAGGCUACAGGGGCGCGAUCUCUCCAUCGAUGAUGUGAUCAUCCAGAUACAGUCAAAGAAAAAGACUGUCAAUACGGUUCUCAUGCGACCUCUUGUCCGUCCACACAAUGUGCCGCCCCAAAUUCCAGAGAUGCUCUAUCAAGCGCCAUACUUGACGAGCUAA